UUGGUAGAAAAUGUGUAGGAAGGAGUGGGGAUUUUUUUGAAGAAUGCCAACACCCACUUCUUUCCCACACAAUACAUCCAGUGUAAUUGCAGAAAAAAUCCUUUUUUUUCUUCUCACAGUCUAUGGUAAAACCUAUCCAUUUUUAAAUCCUUUUUCCCAUCCUCUCUUUUCCAACAGCAAAAUGAAGCAGGACGAACGAAUAUUUGAUCCACAAAUAUGAAAAUGUCGUUCUUGGGUAUAUCCGGUUUGAAAUUAGAAUUCAGAUCAAUCCAUUUUUAGAUAAAAAAUAUUUUAGGAACGAAUGUGCAAGAGAGAGACUCACAUCGCGAUCCCUAUGCUGUUUCCUUCUUCCUGAGCACAUAUGAUCUAAGAGAGGGCUAGAUGGUUUAAAUGUGUUUCUUAGGGCACGAAGCUGUCAGACCUUUUGGCGAGCAAGAUUGAUAGCGCGCAGGCUUCCAGGGCUCUUUGUUUGGAAUAUAAGCAAUAAAGAGCUCGUGGCCCACUGCCACUUACAGCUGAAGACAACAUAGGUAAAAAGUCACAUUCUGAACAUUCUGACUUCCACAUUUAUGCGUUUAUUUUGCAUUCAUAUAUUUAAAAUAUCAUCCUGAUCGAGUAUCCUUGAGCCUUAUUCAAAUCCUCAAUGUCAUCGUGAGGUCAGACAAGGCAACAACAUAUACCUUCAUAAUUGCAAAUAGAUUAUGUGGAACAUAUUGCUAGAGAUGUAGUACACUUUGCAUUUUGUGUUUAAAUGCAAUGCAAAAUAUUUUUUAAAUCUUGUAAAAAUCUUAUUACGAUAGCUAUAUAUUAACGAACUCAGACCAUUCUUGAUAAAAGACCACCAUGAUAAAACUACCCAACUACAAGAGCGCAAAAGUUUUAUUAUACAAUUUAAUAACUGAAGCUUACGAAUUUAAGAUCAUUAAGCUGGGACAAUACCCAUGUAAAUGCACGUGUAACACCUUCAUGAACGCGCUCGCACGCCCCUGUGCGCGUGAACUGCAGACUGAAAGUCUACUCACCCUUGUGAACGCGCACUCAAGAGCGCGCGUGCAAGGGUUCUUACGCAUGCGUGUAUUUGGGAACGCGCGUUGUCUCACAAAAGUUGGUGGUAAAACUCGGUCGCAAGAUUAAUGGGUUUCUUUUGAGCAUGACGGUUGGUGGAUCUUAUGUGGUCCCAAAUCUGUGCGCGGGGAAUUCCUUUAAGACUCGGAGGAGAUGAAUUACGAAUUCGAGCGAGAGACGGGCUUUAUCAAUAGUCAGCCGUCGCUCGCUGAGUGCCUGACAUCUUUUCCCCCUGUCGCUGAUGCAUUUCAAAGUUCAUCAAUCAAGAGCUCGACGCUUUCACGCUCGACACUGAUUCCUCCUCCUUUCGAGCAGACCAUUCCCAGGCUGAACCCGGGCAGCCACCCUCGCCACAGCCGCCCCAAGCAGAACCCGAACGGCGUGUGCCCGCUGCCCGCCGCCUCGUUACCCCCGGAGUACCCGUGGAUGAAGGAGAAAAAAGCUUCAAAGAAAAACCAGACCUCAGCUGCAGCCACAACCGACCCUGCACCACUCUACUUCUCUCCUGAAGGUUCGCCGGAGGUUUCUGACGGUGGCGGAGGUGGCGGCGGCGGCACGCGCAGGCUGAGAACGGCCUACACCAACACACAGCUCCUGGAGCUCGAGAAGGAGUUCCACUUCAACAAGUACCUGUGCCGACCACGGAGGGUGGAGAUCGCCGCGUUGCUGGACCUCACGGAGAGGCAAGUGAAAGUGUGGUUUCAGAACCGGCGCAUGAAGCAUAAACGCCAGACGCAGUGCAAGGAGAACCAGAACGGCGAGACCAGAACUGUGAGCCUGGAGGACAACACCGCCCAUGGCAAGGUUUUUUAUGAACAAUCAGGAACCAACGCCGUUUCCGGGGCUCUCUUGGAGAACGAGAGUUACGCGUUCCAGCAGAACACUACGCAGAAUGGACACAAUGGAGAGUCUCCGAGCUCUACUGUUUCGCCCCUGAACAGUAAUGACAAAAAUCUGAAACAUUUUCCCAACCCGUCACCCACUGUUCCCGUGUGCGCCUCGACAAUAGCUGUGGACGGCGCAGCUGCUCGGGACAAUAGCACUCCACCAGGCCUCGACGGCCCCAUGCACGACUUUCACGUUUUCUCCACAGAUUCCUGCCUGCAUCUCUCGGAUGCCAUCUCUCCGAGUGUGUCUGAGACGGUGGACAGCCCCAUGGGUUUAGGCACGGACUCAUUUGAUUUCUUCUCGGAGACGCUCACGACCAUCGACUUGCAACACUUGAACUACUAACAGUUUCUGAGCACAAGGAAGCCCCGUUAUCUUUCUCUACGUUGACGGAUGGUCAGUCUGUUUUAAUUAUAACGUUUGAAAAUUAGGCCUAGACCAUUAGUCUGCGAGGGGUUAAGUUUAAUAUGAGUGAUUGAAUGAUUAUUUGUGUUUACAACGCAAAAACAAAAAAGGAAAGUGAUAUUUUUCGUUUUAUUUUUGUAUAAUCUUUGCGGCAGUGUGCCAUAUUUUCCUAAAAUAAAAUUUUUACAUUGCUGAAGAUAAAGCAAGGCCGCUGUGUUUUGCAUAAAUUUGCACAAUUUUUGUGAUACUUUGCUCCGCGCCAAAAGUGAAUUCAUGCCAUCAAACAGAAAAAAAAAAAAAAUCAAAUGAUAAUGUGAAAUAAAUAAAAAGUAGCUAUAUGCUGUGGGAUAACAUGAUAUUCGGUCUACUGCGAUGUAAAAAAAAAUAAAUAAAUAAAAAAUAAUAAUAAUCUUUUUUUAACCUAGUAGACCCCAGAAUUUCUGAAUUGCUAUAAAUAUUGUAGUACAUACACAUCUAAAAUCUCUGGAGCAUACUAAAUCUUAACAAAUGCAAGCUUAUUGUAAAUAACCACCGCAUGGGCUGCGUAGUUUAAUAUGAGCAAAACAUAGGCAGAAAACUAUAUUGCUUGUUUUUAACGAAAAUGGUAUCAGCCGUCGGCCCUAACUGUUGCAUAUUACAUUCCAUUAGGCCUAAAUGUGCAGCAAAAUAAUAAAAAAAACAACGUACAUAAUGAAAGAGAUGUAUGUCCCUGCUGGUGCAUGGCUGAGAAAACAAACUCUCACUGUAUCGGAAAACACUGGUAGCACCCUGUCCAAGAGCUGUAGCGUUCAAGAGUUUAGCAAUUAAAUUUUAUAGCCUAUUAAACCUUCGACAGCGGGGUUAGUGUCGAAGCCGCAGUACGAGUAAUUCAAUCUGGAGCUAGGGACGCUCAUUUAACUCCACUCCCCAUUAGUCACUAGAAGGAAAUUCAACUUGUUUUAGAUUCAGUUCGGAAUAUUUAUUUAUUUAUUUAUUGAUCAGAAAGGUCAUUUUUGGCACUAUUUAUCAGAGCAUGCAAUGGACCUACACCACAAUAAAAGAACAGAAAUACUGCAUGGGCUACAGAUCAUGAUCGUG
Messenger RNA from Pangasianodon hypophthalmus (striped catfish), 3435 nucleotides. It is a transcript of the gene hoxa2b, whose product is annotated as homeobox A2b. Gene Ontology annotation, molecular function: DNA binding; DNA-binding transcription factor activity, RNA polymerase II-specific. Bases 1219 to 2298 code for a protein of 359 amino acids. The record is from RefSeq and is a predicted model, not a curated record. Gene Ontology annotation, biological process: regulation of DNA-templated transcription. Lineage: Eukaryota; Metazoa; Chordata; Actinopteri; Siluriformes; Pangasiidae. The transcript has 3 exons.